AUGUCACCAUUUGUACCAAAGAGAUCCACUUUUCGAUACGAAUGGAUACACGGAAAACUAAACGAACAAAUUUGUUACAAAAAAAGUAAACAGUUUUUCAAUUGAAUCGAUUAUCAUAUGACGUUUAAAAAAUUAAAAAUUAAUGUUUAUUUUUAUUUUCAGGACAAAAAAUCCCUCGUAGUUUGACUGUUCAUGAAAUAAAUCAUCAGCCGUUUCCCCACAAUUCCAAUUAUGAUAUUGAUAGAAAUUGUUCGUCUUCGUCUAAAUCGAUAAACUCACUGCAAACUAGUAAUAAAAGCUAUGGUACAGAAAAAAAUUAUUUACAAAAGUUACCCGUGGUUCAGAAUUGCCGCACGUCAGCGGAUAAUUGUUAUACCAUCGUCAAUAUAGAAUUUCAAAAUAAUUUCCAUUAUUUUGUAAGAUUUAUCAGUGUUUUUUACCACACAUAAUAUCAUUCGGUUUGGUGGUUUGGGAUCCCUAGUGUGCUGAUUUGUGUCUACAACUUGAAGCUGUCCAAAAGAAGUUCCUUAAUUACGCUAAUUAUGCUUUAAAUAUACCCUGCCCACCUCACGAUUAUUCUCCUACCCAAACCAAACUCAAAUUAUCUUCUUUAGCAGACUAUCAUUACUUUCAAAAUAUGUUAUUCUUAACAAAACUUAUAUUUUCCACCAUUAAUUCUCCUCAUCUUCUUUCAAUUGUUAAUUUUAAAGUUCCUAUACGACCUACUCGCCAUAAAAUUUCUUUCCACGUUCCUCUCUGCAUAACAAAUUACAUGCUGAAUCAAUCAAUCAAUCGGCUAAUGAAACUGGCAAAUGAGGACCACUCUUUCCUUAAUAUAUAAUUAUCGUUUUCAUUUUAAUUUGUACUAUAUUAAAUAUUGUAUUAUUUACCCUAUUAACUGGGCACUUAAGGGCGCCUAAAAAGUGUAUACUUACGUGCUAUUAUUUACAGUUUGAUUCUUAAUCUGUUGAUGUUUUAACAUAAAUUUAUUAUGUAUAAUACUGUUUUAGAAUGGUGCGAAGACGCCGCUUAAACCCCCCCGGGUCGAGUACAAACAGAUGAAUAUUUUCGCGCGAUCUCGAAAUAAAUACGAUAAUAAGACAGACAAAAUAGACGACUUGGAAAAAGUAGUAUAAUAUUAUAAUACAAACGUAGCUCGAUAUUGUUCAAAUAGAAAUGUUUGUACCUAUAAUAAUAUGUUAUAAUUAUAAUUAUUACAGAAAAUUGAAAACACCAAUCAUGAUGAUGAACACGACCACGAUCAUAAUAAUAAUUUAUCCAUAUGUCUACAAAACGAAACAGAUUUCGAUAGCAGAAGUGGACUGCAAUUUGAGAAAUUUAUCAAAGACCGUUUAACCAACGGUUGCAUAGACAUAGGAAACGAGUAUGAAAACGAUUCGAAUGCUCGCAUGGAUGACAAAGACAAUACCAUUCAAAGUGAUAUAAUAUACUCGGAAAACGACGAUCAAUUCGAAAUAUUCCGUUUGAAUGAUAAUCGAGAGUUGGAAAUAAAAAAUAUAGACAUUUGA
Messenger RNA from Cinara cedri, 1529 nucleotides. The record is from the annotation of a GenBank genome assembly. Lineage: Eukaryota; Metazoa; Arthropoda; Insecta; Hemiptera; Aphididae.